AUGGUUCAGCGGCGUGCCGAAGCGGCGGCGGCUGGAUCAGAAACGUACCUGAUAUUCGAAAUGCAGGAUAGUAUGGCGGAUGGUUGGAGCGGCAUCGGCUACGAGAUUUGGGACCUCAACAAUGCAGGGGCCGAUGAGACGCUCACCAUCGACGCGACAGGGCCUGGCGGGGGCUGGACUGGGAACACCUGGACAUUGAAGGACGGAGAUGGGAAUGUGUUGGGCACCGACACCUGCUGCAACACUGAAAGCUGGAGCAUUCCGGUGAAGGUCGGGGACAAUAUGACGUGGACCGUUACUGAAGGAAGUGGCACGACCGGAGUAGCCUGGUCGCUGAAAGUGGGUGGCGUCGCCUUCUGGUCGGUGCAGGACACUUAUGCCAACACCAAACGGUUUCCGACAGAGCAAGCCUUUGUGAUGCCAGGCAGCCUCCUGGCUAGUGGCACGAUGCUCUCCGGCUCCACGAAGAUCGAGCGUAUUGCCGCCACAGUGGGCGAUCAGCUGGCGCUGUCUGUGGUGGAGGGGGGCUCCACCACCGGCUACGAAGUGUCCUGGGCUCUCAAGGAGCAGGACUACGAUUCAGUGUUUUCCGCGGAGGUCGGAGCUGCAGACGAGGUGAAAUUCCCUUUGCUCUCAACCUUCACGGUGCUAGGCGUGCAGUGCCAGCACAACGAAUUCAGCUGGGCCUUGGUCUACUAUGAUGACUCUCAGUGGAACCAGGGCUUCCAGAACAUGUUUGCCGUGGGAGACUGGGUCUACCUCGUGCCCACCAGCAGUCAUAAUAAGAUCUUUCGAGUCGACGGGGCGACCUUCACUCAGGUGGAAGUUCUCAGCUAUGACACUGCGGGGAUUUCUGUCGCAGGGUACCAGAACUUCAACACCGGCUUUGUGGACGACGCUGGCUAUGUAUACCUCCUGCCCGGCAAUGGGAAUUCCUACCUGGUGAAAGUGGACCUGACUUUCACUUCGGCCUCCACACUCUCAGUGAACAGCAACGGCUUUAAGGGCGCCAUCCUCUACGGGGUCUACGCGUUUUUGGUGCCUGAAGGGGGCAUCAUCGAGCAGAUCGACCUCAUGAGCUUCUAUUCCGUGACCACGCUGGACCUCAGCUAUCAGGAUGACAGCUACCUGAGAUCUUUCUCUGCCGGCUUCACAGACGGGACCUACGGCUACUUAGUCCCCUACCAGGACAGCUUCAGCUCCAACUCGGGGAAGCUGGUGCGCUUCGAUCUGGCCAGCUUCAGUAGCUCCAUCACCGUGGACGUUGUGGACUUCACGACCAACUCGCAUCCGAAUGCCUUUUAUUGGUAUGGCUUUGCGGGGGGCUAUCAGGACGGUACAUAUGGCUACAUGGCCACGAAGGACUCGAAUAUCAUCGUCCGCUUCAGGAGCUGGACGACAUGA
Messenger RNA from Effrenium voratum, 1404 nucleotides. The record is from the annotation of a GenBank genome assembly. NCBI's taxonomy places the organism in Eukaryota, Dinophyceae, Suessiales, Symbiodiniaceae.